This is a messenger RNA of Polypterus senegalus (gray bichir), 7128 nucleotides long. RefSeq names its product ubiquitin specific peptidase 46 (gene usp46). Gene Ontology annotation, cellular component: cytosol; nucleus. Gene Ontology annotation, biological process: protein deubiquitination. Gene Ontology annotation, molecular function: cysteine-type endopeptidase activity; cysteine-type deubiquitinase activity. NCBI's taxonomy places the organism in Eukaryota, Metazoa, Chordata, Cladistia, Polypteriformes, Polypteridae. The record is from RefSeq and is a predicted model, not a curated record. The coding region runs from base 441 to 1541 and encodes 366 amino acids. The transcript has 9 exons.
UCUGUCCAUCGUCUCUGCUGCCGCCUUCAACCACAAGCCACUAGUGAUGGAUGGGGCGUGUGUAAGCAGCUCACAGUUCUUCGAGGUUACGUAUACUUAGUGAUGCGCACCCAUCGAAAUAAGCGUUAAGUACUGCAACAGACGUUAAAAGAGAAAAAUAUCGUAACAUUUUAAAAAAUGCAUUGAGUGUAGCACACGUUGUUCUUGGUUGUUUUUUUCGCAUACUUUCAGCACGCAGCGGGCUGCUCUUCUCUCUUUGCUUGGGACACCGUUGCUGCUUUGCGGUUUUGGGGUCACUUUGUGGCCCCUCCCUGCACCUAGAACGGCACUCCUGUCUGUCUCAGUCUCUUAAAUGUCUGCUGAUAUUUCAGGGCCAUAACUGCUUGACCCAAUCAUGUUUAUUUUAUAAAGAUGGCGGUGUGGGAAACCCUGUAAACUAAAUGACUGUCAGAAAUAUCGCCUCCAUUUGUAAUAUGGGCAGUAAUGCCUCUGCUCUGGUAAAAGACAUUGGUCCUGAGCAGUUUCCAAUCAAUGAACAUUACUUUGGAUUGGUUAAUUUCGGUAACACUUGUUACUGUAACUCGGUACUGCAGGCCCUGUACUUCUGCAAACCAUUUCGGGAAAAUGUGCUCUCAUAUAAGACUCAACAGAAGAAGAAAGAAAACUUGCUUACUUGUCUUGCUGACCUAUUUCAUAGUAUUACCACACAGAAGAAGAAAGUUGGGGUGAUUCCACCAAAGAAAUUUAUUUCAAGGUUACGAAAAGAAAAUGAUCUCUUUGAUAAUUACAUGCAGCAGGAUGCACAUGAAUUUCUUAACUAUUUGCUAAACACUGUGGCUGACAUUCUUCAGGAAGAGAAAAAACAAGAGAAGCACCAUGGGAAACUAAAGAGUGGUGUCAGUAGUAACAAAGCAGAAGAGAAAAAAACUGAACCCACCUGGGUACAUGACAUAUUUCAGGGAACACUGACAAAUGAGACUCGCUGUCUAAAUUGUGAGACUGUCAGCAGUAAAGAUGAAGAUUUCCUUGAUCUUUCUGUGGACGUUGAACAGAACACUUCAAUUACACAUUGUCUGAGGGAUUUUAGCAACACAGAAACACUAUGCAGUGAAUAUAAGUACUACUGUGAAACCUGCUGUAGUAAACAGGAAGCACAAAAACGGAUGCGAGUGAAAAAGUUGCCAAUGAUCCUAGCUCUACAUCUCAAGAGGUUUAAGUACAUGGAGCAGCUUCAUAGAUACACUAAACUUUCUUAUCGAGUAGUGUUUCCACUGGAGCUACGCCUUUUCAACACAUCAAGUGAUGCUAUCAACUUAGACCGCAUGUAUGACCUGGUAGCUGUUGUUGUCCAUUGUGGCAGUGGUCCAAACCGGGGGCAUUACAUCACUAUUGUGAAAAGCCACGGUUUCUGGCUCUUGUUUGAUGAUGAUAUCGUAGAGAAAAUUGAUCCCCAGGCUCUUGAAGAAUUCUAUGGCCUAACUUCUGAUAUUUCAAAAAACUCUGAAUCUGGAUACAUUUUAUUCUAUCAGUCAAGAGAAUAAGUUUACAAAAUCAGUUUUCUUGCCGUUUUCUAUUUUGUGAAAAAACAACUGCAAAUAAACAGGAAGACACAUUCUUCAUUGAUGUACAGUUCUAAAAUGUUGAACACUUUUAAAACAUACAAAUUGGCAUUGCCUGAAAAUAUAGCCAUAAUUUUAGGAAUUGCAAGAUUAAAACUACGAUGUAUAUGUAUAUUUUUUCAGUGAAUUAUUAAUAAAUGCUGCCAAGGUUUGGGUGAGUUACAUCUAAUCCUAUAAGCAAUGCCCCAAAUGGAAAACUAUGCCUCUUUGAACUUUGCUGCUGUUUUAAAUUUCAUUGGAACUCUUAGAGAAUGAAAAGCAAGUGGAAUGUGGUGUGAACAUAAGCAAAUAAACAAAGAGUUUCCAAAGCAAUAAUGGCUCUGCUAGAAACAGGGUACCAAUUUUAGCUUUCAUGUUUUUAUGGCAACCAUCAUUUACAUUCAAUGCAUUUUCUUUUUCUUUGCUGUUUAUGGAUAUGUAUUCACUUCAUGAGUAUUAAGCAUAAUUUCAUAAUCUGAAAUAAUAACUGUGAAUUUUAGUUUGGGGUAUGUUCAGUUACAACAACACAGCAGAGAAAAGGAUGUAGUGUGUGUAACAUAUUUAGAGUAUCGUUGACUGUUAUUCCUGACUUCUUGUAGCCUGUGCUGGUUAUUCCAGCAUGUGAACCACUGCUUUGUUUAGUUUAUCGUCUUACUUCCCAGUUAAUUCUGACAAACUGUAUGAGGAAAGAUAAGAGAUCACGAAGUUUGUGUUCAUAAGGUGUGUGUAAUUAGACAUACACUAAAUGCAGAGCAAACACUACCCUGACAUUCAACUGACAUUCAACUACUACUACAACUAGUAAAUUUAUACAAAUUUUUUAUGUCGAAAUUAUUUUUAUUUACACUAAUAAAGCCUACUACCUGAAUAUAUUGCAUCAAGAAAAUGUCUUUAUAUAAAAGGAGUAAGAAAGUUAACAUGUUUGUAGGAAAUGAUUCAAAGACAUUUGUUAUAAAUAUCUGCACUGUAUAUGGUACACUUCCAGUGUAUCAUGGUAAACGUUGUCUUUGAACAGGGAAUUCAAAAUGAAGUUUAAAUAGAAUAUGGUCAAUAGGCCAGGGCUGCAGAUACGAAAUUGAUGUAAAUUUUAAUAUGAAGCAAACUAUUCAGAUGAAGUUAUAUGAUUAUGCACAGUUUAGGGUGAUCAGUCUGUUUUCAUUAAUCAAAAUUUUAGUCCAUCUUCAGGUACAUUUUCAUUGAGUUGGAUUCAUAUUGUAUGUUACUACAUUAAAAGUUAUCAAAGAUGUUCAAAAUGUUUAGAAAAAAUACGUUUACACUGUAACCUCAUCUGCCUCUAUCUCUGUAUGAGCCAGAUGGCACUGCGUGAGCACUGAAUUGUUUUGCCCUUCAACUGCAAAAAAAAAAAAAAUGAGGACAAAGCAAUUUUAAAAAAGGGUCAAAAACCUUCUCUAACUAAAGAUGACAGGCUGAUAUCCCUGUGCCCUUCAAACACCAUAAGAAGUCCUAAUCCAUUUACUUCUCUCCGGUGUUUAAGAAAAACAAGAUAACAAAAGUAAUAUCUGUAUUUCAUGAAAACAGUAUAUAGGGAUACCAUUUGGAAGUGAGAAAUUUUAUAAAACAUCAAAUUUAAAAAAUAACGAACCAGAUGCUCCUAUAUUUAAAUGAUCUGUUUGUUCAUGCUUAUCUUUGUGGAGCCUGCACGUUCUUCGGUGGUCUGUGUGGAUUCUACUUACAUCCCCAGAUACCCAUUAAUUAAGGCAAUUGGCAAUUCAGAGUCUGGGUGUGUGUAUACGAGUGGCAGUGGCUUCUUUUCCAGGGCUGGUUUCUCUUGGGAUAGGCUCAACCCAAAAUUAGUUAGGAGAUAUAUAAAAUAUAUUUUUAUACAUAUUUUUUCCCACAAGGAAGGAAAGAAGGAAGGUAGGAAGUUUGCAUGGUGGUAUGUGAUUUUAAAAGAGAAUUCCACUGUGAGACGAAGCCUGCUGAACUGGUGCUGUACUACUCUAUCAUUAGGAAUAUUUUGCCCUGUGUCACUACCGUUUACAAGCCUGUCUCAAUCAAAUGCUAUCUGUAGCACUUAAUCCUUAUUGUAUUUUGUAAAGAAAAAGUUAUUAUCACAGUUUUAAAUAUUAAUGGGAACACUUGCGCAUCCUAUAAUAAUUACUUAUGCCAAACAAUUUCCAAGUUGUAUAUAUUGAACUGCUGAUCUGCAAUACUAAUUUUGGAAAUCAACUUCAAAUUAUGUGUUAAACUCACUAUUAACUUGCAAGGUCAGGACCAGCAUACAGUAUUUACAGGGCACAACUGUUCAUACCAGGAGAAAAUGUUCCCCUCGCUGCUCUUGGGUUCUAACCUGUUGUCAGACUUAGUACAUUCUCCCAGAGUCUGUACGGCAUUUUCUUCAAGUAUUCAGGCCAUUUUAUUUCUAUUUCAGUUUAGGAUGAAUGGCAGCACUAAACUGGUACAGUGUAAGUUGCUGUGGGCGUUUGCGUGAUGGAGCGGUGCAUGGACAAGCCCUGGCAUUUGUGAUCCCAAAUAUUGGAUUAAGCAAGGCAGAAAGUGGAUGACUGAAUUUGCACAUUUUGCUCUAUUCUGUAUUUUUAUUGAAGGAUUAAAUACUUUGUCAUUUCUGAUUAUAAUAUUUUUCUUCCUCAGUAAGUGACUUUGUAGUAAAAAUAGAGAUGAAUGAGUUUCAGUUCUAAUCCAACAGCAUUUGAAAAUGUUUACAGGAUCAAUUUUUAUCAGGGCAUCUCUGCAUCAGUUUGUUUUACUGUGAAACUUUUUCUAAAGAAGGGUGAUUACAACUUGAACAAAAUAAUAUCUAUAUUUGUAUAUGGCUGUUUUUCUAUUUUGUAGUUAUGUAAAUUCUUGUCAGCUCUAUAAAGUGUUUAUUGUACAAGGAAGAGAAUGAACUGACUUAGUUCUGCCUAAUAAUGUUUUAUUGUCUUUAACUGAUGCGGUCAUGCAUUAAAUGUUAAAGAAAAGAUAUUAUGUACAUGUGAACAAUUACACUUGCGUGUUUCAUCAUUAUCCCCAGUUUAAGGGGCAGUUUUUGAGAGUACCCCAAUGUUGAUUUAGUGCAGUAAUAUUUGAGUGUACAGUUUACAGAAUGUCUCAGGUUACGUGCUGCUUUUAUAUUAACCUUUUAAAAUUAGCUUAGCAUGUUUCUAAGACCACAAACCAUUAAAAGUGCAAAGAAAACAAAAAGUGUAUAGUUUAACAUUUUUGACCAGUGGUCUUCCAAGUAAUCUCAUUAUACUGUCUAUAUUUUGUAAAUACUUACAUUAACUUAUUUGACUGACACCUUUGGUGACUUUUGACAUUGGCAUUUGACAUACAAUUGGUUGCAUUUCCUUUGUUUUUUUCCCCAAUUGCAGCACAGGUCCAGUCACAAUCGCACAGGGUCAGCAGCAGGAUAUAAACCCACAACAUCAGGGUUUGAAAUCCAAAACUUUAACCACUAUGUCACACUAUAAAAUGUAUGUGUCUGCAAUAUGGCAGCGUUUUCCAUGAUCCUCAAUUGGUAAGAUUGUUCUGAUUCUACCUUACAUUAUGAGUGCUGAGCAGUGACAUUCAAAUGUUUUAUGACAAGUUUUCUUAACAAUGAUUUUCCUAAAUACUUAAAAAUUAAAGGACCAAAUGAUGAAAUUUGGGACUUUGUGGGCUGAUAGAAUAGAGUGUGUGCUUUGAAGAUGUGAUCUCCACUAAGAAAGCAGGUACCAUUAUUAGUGAAGCAGGGUAGAUAGACUGUAUUUUAAAUGGUUGCUCUGUGUUUCCAGUAAGCAUCCUUGAAUUUUGUGCACAAGACUAGGAAAUGGUUUGAAUGUGCUUGCAGUGUUGUUGCUCAUGUAUGAUAUGGGCCUGGCUGGGGUGCAUUACUUGGUUAUUUUCAACAUGUGCAAAUCUCUUGGUGCACACUUUACUCCUUUAAAAAGUUGUCCAAGUAUUAGAGUCUUUGGUCAUUUAUUCUCACUUAACAUAAGUGCAAGCAUUUGCAUUGAAGCAGUGGUUUUUUCUACAUUUUCUUCUAAAUGCUUUAUUGACCUAUUUAGCCAAACAAGACGUAACAAUUUAUGUAACAUUAGAAAUAAUUCUACUUUUUUCAAAAAUACAUACAGUAUUCACAAGAAUUAGAUCUGUAGCAUCUUUACCAGUUUCUUUGUAAACUGUUGUUAACUUCAUAUAGCAUGUCUGAGACUUCCCUACUCAGUUCUCAUGCAGGACACUUGCAGCAUGGAUCACUAAACCUCCUUUUAUACAAAUUGAGAGUUUCCAUUUUACAAUGCAAGAGAGCAAGUCUGACGGCUGCCAUGAAAUUUUACUUUUUCUCUGCAUUAAGAUGCUGUGCAGCUAAAGCACAGAACAUGUGUAGGUGGAGAUGGUGGGGACUACAAGGUUGGGGGUUGUUUUUCAUCUUGCACAGAGGGAGUGGCGGAAAGCCAGUGCGUUGGAGCAAUUAGUCUGCCAUUUUCUUAAGGUCAUGCAAGUGUGGGCAGCAAAGGCAGACCAAGUAGACAGUAUGUGGAAAGCUUUGUUCCAUUUUAGUCUAAAACAAAAUUGAAGUACUGACUUGUUUAAAAUUAAUUGAAUUGAGUAGCUGCAGUCUGCAUAUGCAGAAAAGCAGGCUGCAACAUACAAUGUAAAUAUAAAAGCAAGUGGAAAACAUGCUUUGUGCUGACUGGGGCCAAUACAACCACUUUGGAGCUGACAUAUGAGGUACAGUAGUGGACAACCAGUCCAAUCAUCAGUCCCAAACUGGUUGAUUUACUGCUGGCCUUGCCUGAUCUUGAGGAUUGCCAGGCACUUCAACUGCCCUCUUUACAAAAAUAAACCCAGGCUGUCUCUUCAGGCAAAAAUAAUAAUCCACACCUUAUGGUUCCUCUCAAGGUCAUUUCCAGCACAGAGAGGCCUUCCCAAUGUGGGAUCCCAUUUAACAUAUCCCUGUCACCUCUUCAAAGUAAAUAAUUAAAAAUUUCACUAUCAUAAUGAUCAUCAGUUGUUACACAAUUUUUUGUGUCACCUGAGACCAUGGGUUGCUUUCAGGAUAGUGCACAGCAUGUCAGAGAUGUAUCAUAAUCCACUGUCUGUUCUGCAUCUCAGCCCUGGAUGGGUGUCUUUCACACUCAGUGUUGGACAUCGCUAGCUAUUUGUUUAUAUUCCCUAUUAAAAGACAGAUUUAUUUCUUGAUAAACGGUGCAAGUGUCCACUCGAGUGUAAGGAUGUGUAAGCACACACACACACACACACCUCGGAAAAUCCACAAUAAACCUUGCUCAGAGAUCAUCUAUUACAGUGUCUGAAUUUCAUACAUGUUUUUUUUUUAACAUUACACCAUUAAAGUGUGUUGGAUUGACUUCGCUGAUCACUCAGAAUUGCAGCUAAGCUGUACUAGUAGGCUAAGGAGAGCCCAAACGUGAACUGCCCAUGACAGUGACAUUAGCACCAUAUGGAGCUGAAGUCUAGCUUGGCAGCAUUGGACACAAAACAGAAACCAAACCAACUUGGGGUGUCAGUCCAUGGUGUGAUGCAGCGUAUCAGAGGACCUUGGAGAUGCAAGGUUUUAAAAAAAAAA